UAUGCAAAAAAGGGAAUCUAGAUGUAUUAAUAAAAGAUAAUUGGGUACUUAUUAAGAAAGAGAAAAAUUACCUUUAAAUGGGGAUUGGAGCAAUAUUUAAGAAAAGAAAAUUAAUUUAUAUUACAGAGAUAAAAUUUAUAUCGUAGCUACUUCAGAUUGUGAUGGGGGAUUAGCAAAGGUUGAAGGGUAUUAAAUUGAAAUUGAAAUUACUUCUUUAAAUAAUGCAUCACAUUUUUCAUGUGAAGAUAAUGGAAUUUAAAAAUUAUAUGGAAUAUAAAUUAUUGGCAGUAUAUUUAUUGGUGCUUAUUGCUUAAUAAAAGGAAAGGAUGAUUUGUUUAUUAAGUAUGUCAUGAGAGUACUCUUAAUUGAUAUUAUCGCUGAAUUAUUAUUCUUCCUACAUUAUACUGUCUACUCAUAUAAUGGAGUUGGAAUCUAUUUAUUUGAUUUAUUAGGUAGUAUUUGUAAUAAUACUUCACAAUUAUUGUUUGCAUUUCUAUUUAUAGCAUUAUCAUAAGGGUGGACUAUUUUAAAGUAAGAACUCAAUAUUGUUUAAAUAUUACCAUUCAUAUCUAUGAUUGUGAUCUAUCAAUCAAUUAUGAUGAUUAUCAUUAAGUAUUUUGAUGGAAGCGAAGAUAAAUAUCAUAAUUUUUAUGGAAUUGGUGGAUGGUUGUUAAUGUUAUCAAAAAUUGGAUUGACAUUUCUUUAUUCUAUUGGAAUUUAUAAUUUAUCUAAGUAAGUUAAACAAAAAUAAUUUAUUGUAUUAAUUACUAUAGUUGGAUUCUUAUAUCAAAUACACUAUCCUGUUGUUGUAUUUAUUUCAGAGGUAUUUGUGGUUCCUUAUUGGAAAAAUCGAGUAAUCACAAUGACCACUAUUCUUAUUUCACAUUUAUGCAUGGUUUUUUGUGCUUUUAUUUGUACUACAAAAUCAACUGCCUAUUUUUAAUUGAAAAAUUAGAGUUAGACUAUAAUCUGA
This is a messenger RNA of Paramecium pentaurelia, 973 nucleotides long. NCBI's taxonomy places the organism in Eukaryota, Ciliophora, Oligohymenophorea, Peniculida, Parameciidae. The record is from the annotation of a GenBank genome assembly.